AUGGCGACAUGGAAGGACCUCUUCUCGGCGCAGCCCGUGCUGGAAGUGGCCGACCUUACCUUGGUUGACUUGGACGACGAGAAGAUGAACAGAGCGGUGGUGAGAAAGCAAGAUAUGCACCUCCUCCCGUGGAUGUGCAUCACCUAUCUCCUGAACUACUUGAACCGGGUCAGCCUGGGCAACGCGCGCACUCUAAACGACGACAACAUCCAAGACAACAUCAUGCAGCACCUCGACCUCACGGGCCAGCGCUACAGCGUCGCCAUCGCCGUCUUCUUCGUCCCCUACGUCCUGAUGGAGUUCCCGGGGAACGUGCUGAUGCGCCACUUCUCGCCCAGCCGGUGGAUCUCCCGCAUCGUCACCUCGGUCGGCUUCGUCACCAUCUGCACGGCCAGCGCCACCACGUACCGGCGGCUGCUCGUGGCGCGCUUCUUCCUGGGCAUGGCCGAGGCCGGCUUCUCCUCGGGCGUCAUGAUGCACCUCUGCUUCUGGUACAAGCCCGAGGAGCGCGCCGGCCGCAUGGCCAUCUUCGCCUCCAGCGUCGCCCUCGCCUGCGCCUUCGGCGGCCUGCUGGCGUCGGCCAUCUCGUUCCUCAACGGUGUCGCCGGGCUCGCCGGCUGGCAGUGGCUCUUCAUCCUCGAGGGCGCCCCGGGCAUGCUGGUCGGCAUGCUGGUCUGGUUCCUGCUGCCGGACUACCCGCAGACGGCGCGCUGGCUCACGCCCUACGAGCGCGCCUUCGCCAUCAAGCGCCUCGGCGCCUACGCGCCCACCAUGCACGACGACUGCUGGAACUGGAAGACGGUCAAGCAAACGGUGCGGGAUCCCGUGUUUUGGCUGUUCGCCGUCCAGUACUUCCUCAUGACCAACUCGCUCAACGCGUUCGGCUACUUCACGCCUACCAUCAUCUCGUCGAUGGGGUUCGCGGGCUACAACGGGCAGCUCCUGACGGUGCCCCCGAAUAUUUUCGCCUUGCUGGUCAUUGUGAGCAACUGCCUGCAUAGCGACAAGACGAGAGAACGGUCGCGGCAUAUCAUCGCCGCAUUGGUGUUUGUGGCGGCGGGCUACCUGGUGCUGGCGCUGGUGCCGAACUGGGGGGUUCGGUAUGCAGCCGUGUUCGUGAUAGCGUGUACGAACGCGGCGGUUUUGCCAUUUAUUGCGCACCGAACAGCAACAGUGACGGGGUCGAUGGCGACUGCGGUGGCCACGGGAGGCAUGGUAGCCAUCUCCAACUGCGCGGGGCUUUCCGCCCCGUUUCUCUUCCCCGGCCGCACGGCACCCAUGUUCUCCAUGGGCAACUGGACCAUCUUUGCGUUUCUCAUGUUGUCGGUGUUGAUGAGCCUAUACGCGUGGCACAUGUUGGGCAGCCAUAGCGGGUACAGAACAGAGGGGGCCAACACGGUGGCGCGGUCACGCGGUGAGGUUGAGAAGGUGGGCGACAGUCUUGACAUGGAGUCUGCACCGGCGACGCCUUCGAUUGGGUCGGAGGAAACCAGGAUUGUGGAAGUGAAGACCUUGGAGGAUCUUGAAAAAAGGGACAAGGUGCGAGAGAAAGUGAGGGAGAUUUGA
Sodiomyces alkalinus F11 is the source of this 1566-nucleotide messenger RNA. RefSeq names its product major facilitator superfamily transporter. Bases 1 to 1566 code for a protein of 521 amino acids. The record is from RefSeq and is a predicted model, not a curated record. The transcript is spliced from 4 exons. Gene Ontology annotation, cellular component: membrane. Gene Ontology annotation, molecular function: transmembrane transporter activity. NCBI's taxonomy places the organism in Eukaryota, Fungi, Ascomycota, Sordariomycetes, Glomerellales, Plectosphaerellaceae. Gene Ontology annotation, biological process: transmembrane transport.